This is a messenger RNA of Pteropus alecto (black flying fox), 1765 nucleotides long. RefSeq names its product tetraspanin 4 (gene TSPAN4). Lineage: Eukaryota; Metazoa; Chordata; Mammalia; Chiroptera; Pteropodidae. The coding region runs from base 640 to 1356 and encodes 238 amino acids. The transcript is spliced from 9 exons. Gene Ontology annotation, cellular component: membrane. The record is from RefSeq and is a predicted model, not a curated record.
AGGGGUGGGGUGAGCCCCAUGAUCUGGGCAGGAGGCGGUGGGGGCCAGUGUGCAGCGAGAGGCAGGGAAGGCUCCCUGCAGGAGGAGAGGUUUGGGCUCUGGGGGGCGGAUGUGUUGCAAAGUGUCUCCCUUGACUUAAGUUGUGUGCGGGCUCUGGGCAGGCUGCCUGGAUCUCUGGUUGGGUCCCAGGUGUCAGCUAACUGCCCUCUCAGGCCUUAUUUGCGGGGCAGGGAGAUGGAGGGUCUCCCGGGUCCUGGGUGGAGCUGGCCAGAGCUGCUGCCCGCCUGGAGUUUUGCCCCCACUUUCGCCUGGUCCCUGGACAGUCCCCCCAGUGCUGUUUGCCAUUCCCCACCCUGCCACGUGCGGAGCCACGAGCCAAAGCCACUUCCCUUCUCUGAUGUCCCCCCACCCCCACUGACUGGACGUACAUCCUGUCCCUGGCCAGAGGGGCAGGCUAGGGGGCCUUGAGUCACAGUGUCCUGGGGUCAGACCAAGGCUCCACUGCAGAAGCUGCCGGGCAGAGGCUGUGGAGAGCUCCCGCCACCUUGGCCGUGUGCACCGCCCACCCACUGGCCCACCGUCAGGGGCACCGAGCACCGCCUCUUUCCCCGUGCGAGCCCAGAGCUGAAGCGCUGCGGCAUGGCGCGCGGCUGCCUCCAGGGCGUCAAGUACCUCAUGUUCGCCUUCAACCUCCUGUUCUGGCUGGGAGGCUGCGGCAUCCUGGGGGUCGGCAUCUGGCUGGCCGCCACGCAGGGGAACUUCGCCACCCUGUCCUCCUCCUUCCCUUCCCUGUCGGCCGCCAAUCUGCUCAUCGUCACCGGCACCCUGGUCAUGGCCAUCGGCUUCGUGGGCUGCAUCGGGGCCAUCAAGGAGAACAGGUGCCUCCUGCUCACCUUCUUCGUGAUGCUGCUGCUGGUGUUCCUUCUGGAGGCCACCGUCACCAUCCUCUUCUUCGCCUAUACAGACAAGAUCGACAGGUACGCCCAGCGAGACCUAAAGAAGGGCCUGCACCUGUACGGCACCCCAGGCAACGUGGGGCUCACCAAUGCCUGGAGCAUCAUCCAGACCGACUUCCGCUGCUGUGGCGUCGCCAACUACACCGACUGGUUUGAGGUCUACAAUGCCACGCGCGUGCCCGACUCCUGCUGCCUGGAGUUCAGCGAGAGCUGCGGGCUGCACGCGCCCGGCACGUGGUGGAAGGCGCCAUGUUACCAAACGGUGAAGAUGUGGCUGCAGGAGAACCUUCUGGCCGUGGGCGUCUUUGGACUGUGCACGGCACUGGUGCAGAUCCUGGGCCUGACCUUCGCGAUGACCAUGUACUGCCAGGUGGUGAAGGCCGACACUUACUGUGCGUAGGCUGCCCGCCGCCUGCCACCCUGCUUCGCUGCCAAAGGAUGUCGCCCUCCAGAGAUGACCUCGGGGGCUCUGCACCAGCCUGGGCAUGGGGGACGGGAUGAGUGGGCAGCCGGGGCCCCUAGGAUCCCUGGCCAGGUCUGAGCACUGGGACAGAGGAGGUGGCUGAGUGCUGGCCACUUGCCGGGGCUGGGGGCUUCUGGCGCUUUUCACUUUUACAUCCAUGUAUUCUCCAGAGCAGUGUUUGCCCCCGGGACCCCGUCCAGGGCAGGGGGCGGUGGUCAGGGGCCUACUGCUGGUCCUGGUGCUUAAGGUGGGGCUGCAGCCCCGUCACCCACAUUCCACGUGGGGCCCCGGCAGGUUCCUGCACACCUUAAUAAAAUGUGGGCAGCAGCCCCCACCACCCGCCUAA